Carica papaya (papaya) is the source of this 2868-nucleotide messenger RNA. Its product is annotated as Galactose oxidase/kelch repeat superfamily protein. The record is from RefSeq and is a predicted model, not a curated record. Gene Ontology annotation, molecular function: protein binding. NCBI's taxonomy places the organism in Eukaryota, Viridiplantae, Streptophyta, Magnoliopsida, Brassicales, Caricaceae.
AAUCUGUCUCUCUCUCUCUCUCUCUCUCUCUCUCUCUCUCUCUCUCUAUUUCUCUCUUUCUCUGUCUCUCUCUUCGCUCCGGUUUACAGCUCACAACUAGACAGUACUGCUAUCAUUUUAGUACUUUCGUCUUUAUUCAGCUAUUACUACAGUUGUCACAAGAUACGACGUCGUAUCUUUCGGGGGCUACACACGGAUAUACUUGCUUCUUCUUCUUCUUCUCUCUCGUUGUUUCCAUUUUCUGUUUACCAAACACCGACUUCUCUCUGCUUAUCCACUGCUUCCUCUUCCGCAUUGAGGGUCAAAGCUUACGGGUUCGGUGUUGAAGGUAGUUCUGAGUGGAGAAAAAAAAUGUUUACUUUCACUCGGAGACGCAUGAAACUUGGCAGAGUAAAAAAGGUCCAGCUUUCGGAUUUUGCUCAUGGGAUGAGAAGUCCCUUAAGACCAACAAAACGUCUUAACAAUCUCAACUCCGAAGGUGCCGUGCCUGCUAAUAGUCAGUCUGAUGAAAACGAUUACCAGUGUUCUUCUGCUGCACCUGAGAUUAGUAACUGUACAUCAGGGAACUCCGAGAAUUGGAUGGUAUUGUCGGUAUCUGGGGACAAACCAACACCUCGUUUCAAUCAUGCAGCAGCUGUCAUCGGGAACAAGAUGGUUGUGGUUGGUGGUGAAUCUGGGACGGGAUUGUUAGAUGAUGUACAGGUGCUUAAUUUCGAUAAUUUCAUGUGGACGACAGCUUCAUCAAAACUUUACUUGUCGCCAAGUAGUUUGCCGCUAAAGAUCCCUGCAUGGAAGGGCCACUGUCUGGUUUCUUGGGGGAAAAAGAUGCUUCUAGUUGGAGGAAAAACAGAUCCUGCUAGUGACAGAGUUUCAGUAUGGGCAUUUGACACGGAAACUGAAUGUUGGUCACUUUUGGAAGCAAAGGGAGACAUACCGGUUGCUCGCAGUGGUCACACUGUGGUUAGAGCAAACUCAGUCUUAAUCCUUUUUGGGGGAGAAGAUGCCAAAAAGAAGAAACUAAAUGACCUACAUAUGUUUGAUCUGAAGUCUUUAACAUGGCUUCCUCUUCAUUGCACAGGAACUGGACCAUCUCCAAGAACCAACCAUGUGGCUGCUCUUUAUGAUGAUAAAACCCUCCUCAUUUUUGGAGGAGCAUCAAAGUCCAAAACAUUGAAUGACUUGUACUCACUUGACUUUGAAACGAUGAUAUGGUCGAGAAUAAAGAUACGGGGUUUUCACCCAUCUCCAAGAGCUGGUUGUUGUGGAGUUUUAUGUGGAACUCAGUGGUAUAUAGCAGGGGGAGGAAGCAGGAAAAAGCGACAUGCAGAGACAUUGAUCUUUGAUGUUUUAAAGCUUGAGUGGUCUGUGGCUUGUACAUCUCUUCCGACUUCAAUCACCACCUACAAGGGUUUUAGCCUAGUACUUGUUCAUCACAAGGAGAAAGAUUUUCUUGUUGCAUUUGGAGGGUCCAAGAAGGAGCCAUCAAAUCAGGUCGAAGUUCUAAUCAUGGAGAAGCAUGAAUUAUCCAUGGGUCGACAAUCAACACCUAGCAAAUGUCCUGGACAACAGCUAUUCAAAAAACGUUCAUCAUCCAGAGGGUUAGCUACCCAAUUGAGUAAUGACUCUUCUACACGUUCGGUUGAGUCUGUUGCUAAGCAGAAUCUAGCAUCUGUAAUUGAACAGCAUGGUUCUGGUAGAAAAUCAUUGUCAGAGUUCUCCAUUGUUGAUACAAAUCCUCUCUCUGGAAAUGUCUCACUUCGGAAGCAAUUUCAUAACGAGGAAGAACAUAAUGUAUCUGUUAAAAUGUCAAAAAGUUCAGAAGAUGAGAGUCCUAUUCCCCAGGUAACAGAGCAAAGAGUAAAUGAAUCAGACAAAGGGAUGCAGACCAAUAUUCCCAUGAGCAGGAUCAAUUCGGAAGAGGCAUCUACUAUGCUUGUAUCAGAAAGUUCAAAUUCCCUGAUUCAGAGAAUUGGAAACCUUACUGCUGAUAAUGACGAUUUAAUAUUUCCAGAAAUUGAUGGUAAAUCAGGAGCAUUAUCAGGUCCAUCCAGCACAUAUCAAUUUUAUGAGUCCAAAAUGGCUGCUUUGAUAAAGAGAAAUGGAAUUUUAGAGGCCCAUUUGGCAGCUGCAUUGGCAAGCCGAGAAGCUGCGGAGAAAAAUUUGUCUUCUGCACUGAGGAGUAAACAGGAUAUGGAGAAAAAGUUGGCAGAUACCAUUAAGGAAAUGGAAUUGCUAAAAGAGAAGCUUGCUGGGGUAGAACUAGCACAAGAAGAGACCAACAGUCUAUCAAAUAUUGUCCACUCUGACAACGUAAGGCUGGAGCAUGAUGUAGCAUUUCUCAAGGCAGUUUUGGAUGACACGCAGAAGGAGCUGCACUCAACUAGAGGAGUCCUUGCUGGGGAGAGAGCAAGAGCAUUCCAACUACAGGUUGAAGUUUUUCAUCUUAAACAAAGAUUGCAAUCUAUGGAGAACCGUGCACCCACGCCUAGGAAACCUUUCCACGUGUAGCAUGAGGAAUCUAAAACAAUUGAAUUAGAUCAUACACUGUAGGGAGGAGGGGUCACACCAUUGGAGUAAUCACUGGUAAACUGCUGGGAUAAACAGCCUACCAGCCAAGAUGUAAUUGUUUCUCUGUAUAUAUGUAAAUUAACCAUUGUAUUGGCAUAUUUCUGUUCUAUAAUAUGCUUUAGGAGCUUUUUAACUUGGAAAAGAUAAGGGAAAAAAGAAAGUAGUGCUUCCGCACCUAUUGGCAUUAGAUGGAGGAUGCUGUUUUACGACUAUGAGGUUAUUGCUUGACUUGGUAGGUAACCCAGUUGGCUGCUUGGUGUUAUUUUGGACUUUCUUUUUAGUUCUUUUUCAUAAAGAAAA